AACGCAGAGAGGUUUCUCGUUCUCCACUCUUUUAAGAGCUCUCAAGUCUGAACUGAACUCUCCAGAGAAAGAGAAGACACUCGAGCCUACGCAUAUUUUCGCCACUUCAGUCCUCUCGCUCUACUCACUCACCUAACAGUCGUCGCUCCUGCCGGAGCCGACCGAAUUCGAUCCGAUCUAGGGUUUUGUUUUGCUUUUCUGCUUCGCCAUUUCAUUUUCUAAAUUAAUUAUUAAUUAUGGCGAUUACAUCCCAGACUCCUGAUAUUUCCGGCGAACGGCAAUCUGGCCAGGAUGUCCGCACUCAAAACGUAAUGGCGUGCCAAGCUGUUGCGAACAUCGUCAAGUCUUCGCUUGGUCCUGUUGGCCUGGACAAGAUGCUUGUGGAUGAUAUUGGUGAUGUCACAAUUACUAAUGAUGGUGCCACUAUACUGAAAAUGCUUGAAGUUGAGCAUCCUGCUGCGAAGGUUCUUGUUGAGUUGGCAGAACUGCAAGACCGAGAAGUCGGAGAUGGAACAACUUCUGUGGUUAUCAUAGCUGCAGAAUUGCUUAAGAGAGCUAAUGAUUUAGUGAGAAAUAAGAUUCAUCCAACAUCAAUAAUCAGUGGAUACAGACUUGCCAUGAGGGAAGCAUGCAAAUAUGUUGAUGAAAAAUUAGCUGUAAAGGUCGAAAAACUUGGUAAAGAUUCUCUUAUAAACUGUGCCAAGACCAGCAUGUCCUCGAAGCUAAUAGGUGGUGAUAGCGACUUCUUUGCAAAUCUGGUUGUGGAAGCUGUACAAGCUGUAAAGAUGACAAAUGCAAGAGGUGAAGUUAGGUAUCCAAUCAAGGGAAUCAAUAUUCUUAAAGCCCAUGGGAAGAGUGCCAGAGAUAGCUAUCUCCUCAAAGGUUAUGCUCUAAACACGGGGCGUGCGGCACAGGGGAUGCCGUUGAGGGUUGCCCCUGCCAGAAUUGCUUGCCUCGAUUUUAACCUUCAGAAGACUAAAAUGCAAAUGGGCGUCCAAGUUUUAGUCAGUGACCCAAGGGAGCUGGAAAAGAUUCGGCAGAGAGAAGCUGACAUGACAAAAGAACGUAUUGAGAAGCUUCUUAAGGCAGGUGCGAAUGUUGUUUUGACCACAAAAGGAAUUGAUGAUAUGGCACUGAAGUACUUUGUGGAGGCUGGAGCCAUAGCUGUGAGACGUGUCCGCAAGGAGGACCUGCGCCAUGUUGCCAAGGCAACUGGUGCAACUGCGGUGUCAACAUUUGCAGAUAUGGAAGGGGAAGAAACAUUUGAUUCAUCACUUCUAGGAUAUGCUGAUGAAGUAGUGGAGGAACGUAUUGCUGAUGAUGAUGUUAUUAUGAUUAAAGGGACCAAAACCACAAGUGCGGUUUCUUUAAUACUUAGAGGUGCCAACGAUUUCAUGCUCGAUGAGAUGGACAGGGCUUUGCAUGAUGCACUAAGCAUCGUCAAGAGAACGUUGGAAUCUAAUACGGUUGUUGCUGGCGGAGGUGCUGUUGAGGCUGCCCUAUCUGUAUAUCUGGAGAAUUUGGCUACUACCUUAGGAUCCAGGGAACAGUUGGCUAUUGCUGAGUUUGCUGAAUCUUUAUUGAUUAUACCAAAGGUGCUUGCUGUCAAUGCUGCUAAAGAUGCAACUGAGUUGGUUGCCAAACUACGAGCUUACCACCACACUGCACAAACAAAGGCAGAUAAAAAGCAUUUAGCAAGCAUGGGUCUAGACUUGGUGAAGGGUACAGUUCGCAACAACUUGGAAGCAGGAGUCAUCGAACCUGCAAUGAGCAAAGUAAAGAUAAUUCAGUUUGCUACUGAAGCGGCUAUUACUAUUCUUCGGAUUGACGACAUGAUCAAACUUGUCAAAGAUGAAGGUCAAAAUGACGAGGAUUAGUUUGGUGGAGGGGUGGUGUUUGUAACGGAUAAUGAUGUUCCAUCAAGGAGUUUUCGGGGUUCUGGGGAAUUUAAUUAUUAUGUUUUGUCUGUACUUCAUUUUCUGAUUGUAUGGUUUGAAGCUCCCCUCCCGUUGGCUGGAGGAAAGUUUUGUUGCUUGUGGAAGAAAUUACGCAUAUUGAUCAGCGGGAAGGAAAAUGCGGUUGCCCGGGCAAACAAGCAUCAAUGAAUAUUCUAUUUGAAGAAAGCUGUAACCGGGUUUUUCUUGUUUUCUUCCCUUUUCCCCUAUUUUAUGUGUGCUUCCUUUGUAGUAGUCGCACUGUUUCUGUAAUUCUUAAAAUGGGUGAAAUUAUCUACUGGAGGAACCCUCGUUGGUGAAAAGUUUACCUUUAAGUUCAAUUAGUCAUAUGAAUCUGAUGUGGCCAAACCAGUUAAAACUAGUCUGCAAAUUGUUAUGCUGAACUCAGAGAGUGAUGUAUUUCUAGGAGAUGGAUAAAUUGUUAAGACAAUUCUGAGAUUAUAGUAAUUGAGUUAUUUUUGUUGGAGUGUUA
Molecule: messenger RNA, 2427 nt
Organism: Sesamum indicum (sesame)
Lineage: Eukaryota; Viridiplantae; Streptophyta; Magnoliopsida; Lamiales; Pedaliaceae
Product: T-complex protein 1 subunit alpha
Biological process (GO): protein folding
Molecular function (GO): ATP binding; ATP hydrolysis activity; ATP-dependent protein folding chaperone
Source: RefSeq, a predicted model, not a curated record